UCCAAUUAUUAGUAAGACCGGCUAGAUCGGUUUCCCCCAAAUCGGCGUAUGUUUCGUUGACCUUCAUCCCGAUCAAUCAAACAAGUGUUUUGUUAUUGUGUUCUUCGAUCUUCAUUAUUGAUCAGAAAAAAUGGCAACAACAACUUUGGUUUUGCGCACUCAGAUCCGUCAUCUGAUGGAAACUGCUCGAGGCUUAAGCUCAGGCCUUCGCUACUUCAGUGACGGCAAAGGUAAAGUCCUCAGCGAAGAGGAACGCGCUGCUGAAAAUAUUUAUAUCAAGAAAAUGGAGAAGGAAAGGCUGAAGAAGAAGGCUGAGAAAGAGAAAGCAGAGAAAGAACAUGGGGAGAAGAAAGAUGAAGGGGAUGCUCAUAAAAAAUGAAGUGACCAUCAGCACUACCUGGAAGGAGAUAUCUUUAAAGGAAGUGGGCUUUAUUUGUGCUGCAUCUCUACCUACUAUUAUGACCUAAUAUUUGAUUUACUUGCAAUUUCAUGAAUCUUGAGUGGCAAUAUUGGUAUCAAUUUUAGAUAAAAUUGUUUGAGCGUGUUCA
Molecule: messenger RNA, 548 nt
Organism: Impatiens glandulifera
Lineage: Eukaryota; Viridiplantae; Streptophyta; Magnoliopsida; Ericales; Balsaminaceae
Exons: 3
Coding region: 131-379 (82 amino acids)
Source: RefSeq, a predicted model, not a curated record